Molecule: messenger RNA, 1851 nt
Organism: Alnus glutinosa
Lineage: Eukaryota; Viridiplantae; Streptophyta; Magnoliopsida; Fagales; Betulaceae
Exons: 1
Coding region: 1-1851 (616 amino acids)
Source: RefSeq, a predicted model, not a curated record
AUGGUGACUACGCGAUUAGUUCGAAGAGGAGCGGUUGAAGAGAAUAUGCAGGAAGAGGUCGGAACUUCCAAUGAUCCGCAGGUAGAGAUAGUUUGUUUGAGGGAGAAAGUGGCGCAACUUGAAAGGGAGUUAGGCGAACGAGAUCAUACGGAGCGGCAGGAAACUCAGGGAGACUCCUUGCGUGGUGAUCCGGGGAGUCCCGCGCACGAGGGCCCACCCCCCGAGAGGACAGCUGUGGAAGAGAGCAGCACUGAAGGUAACAUGGAGCUCGGCAGCCUUAUAAGGAAAAAUGAGAAGGAGAAAAAGGAGUGGGCAGAGAAGUUGGCUAAAUUGGAGCAGCAGUGUGACUACUUGAUGGGCUCCGCCCAGUCGAUGGCCAAGGGAAAAGCUUCACUGGCCGAUAAUUUGUUUUCCACCGCCGCGUCCCCUUUUACUGACCAGAUAAUGUCAUGCCAACUUCCAAGUGAAUUUAGAGUGCCUGAAAUACCACUGUAUACAGGGCUGGGGGACCCAAUUGAGCACCUCGCAAGUUUUCGCGCCCAUACAGUGUUGCAUGCCACCCCGGACGAGGUCGCAUGUCGAGCCUUCCCCCUUACUUUGGCGGGGGGAGCUCGAGAAUGGUUCAGAACCCUGCCGCCUCGUUCAAUCUCGAACUUUGAAGGCUUUGCUAAAAAGUUUGCAUCACAAUUCAUGACGGGUGUUGUUCGGAAAAAGCCUGCUCAGCAUCUAAUGACCAUUAAGCAGGGCCCACAGGAGUCGUUGCGAAAUUAUCUGCUCCGUUUUAAUCAAGAAAGGUUGGCUGCGGAGAGCCAAAGUGAGCAGUUCGUUCAUUGCGCCAUAUACCAGGGCAUAAGGAAGGAUGGUGCCCUUAUGGCGGAUUUAGCGAGGAGGCCGUCCGAAGGGCUACAGGACUUCCUGGACCGAGCUGAAGAGUUCGUAAACCAGGAGGAAACCCUCCGUGCGUUCCGAGGGGUCGAGGGGCUGGUGAAGGAAAACCCCAUCCCGGACAGGAAGUUGAAAUCGAGGACGGCCCCGGUAGGAAGGGAGGUGGCCGAGCGCGGACCCGCUAGGAGAGUUGAAAGUUAUCACUGGACGCCCGUGAAUGCUCCGACGAAGGAGAUUCUCAUGGAGAUCAGAAAGGAUCCGAACUAUAAGGAUCCCUCGCCAAUAAAAGGCCGGCCGCCUCAUCACAACCGGCAUAAGUACUGCCACUACCAUGACUCUUUUGGUCACUAUACAGACAAUUGCAUUUCUCUGAAAGAGGUGAUCGAAAAGUAUAUAGCUGAUGGCAAGUUGAAACGUUUCGUGGAGAGACGUCAGAGCUCCUCGGACAAGCGCCCUGCGUACAAGUUUGCGGGGAACCAGGGAUCAUCCGGGCGCGAUGCACGCUCAAGAAAGCAGCAGUACUAUCGGGAAAGAAAACCGCCUCAACAGCCCCGCAGGGAUGUCCGGGCGGAGAAGUCGCCUCAGCGUGAGCGGAGCAAAAGCCGCGGGAGGCCGCAGGACUCAGGGUGUUUCCCCAAAAUCCAGACUAUAGCUGGAAGCUUCGGAGGUGGAGGCGAGACUUAUUCAGCUCGCAAGUCUUAUGUGAAGGAAAUGCGAGAAGUGUCCAUUUACGCAGUCGCAAGGCCGGGAAAAACUGCGAGGCGCGAGAUGUUAACCAUCACCUUCUCGGAUGAGGAUUACGAGGGGGUAUACUUACCCCACUCGGAUGCCCUGGUGGUAACCAUGGUCAUAGGAAAUCACAGGAUUCAUCGGGUCUUGGUGGAUAAUGGUAGUUCAGCGGACAUCCUGUAUAAGUCGGCCUUCGACUUGAUGAAAAUUAGUGAGGACAAGCUUUCUGCUUUUUGA